Messenger RNA from Leopardus geoffroyi (Geoffroy's cat), 5004 nucleotides. RefSeq names its product coiled-coil domain containing 3 (gene CCDC3). The coding region runs from base 1861 to 2685 and encodes 274 amino acids. Gene Ontology annotation, biological process: negative regulation of gene expression. NCBI's taxonomy places the organism in Eukaryota, Metazoa, Chordata, Mammalia, Carnivora, Felidae. Gene Ontology annotation, cellular component: extracellular region. The record is from RefSeq and is a predicted model, not a curated record. The transcript has 3 exons.
GGGGCCGAGAGAAAGAGAAUCUGAAGCAGGUUCCAGGCUCUGAGCUGUCGGCCCAGAGCCCAGUGCAGGGCUGGAACCCACAAGCAGUGAGAUCAUGAUCUGAGCCGAAGCUGGACGCCUAACCGACUGUCUGGUAGGCGCAGACACAUCUGUCUGUUUUUAGGCGCAUCACAGAGGGUUUUGUAAGAAAAAGAAUUUGGUCGAUUGAGGCGCUGAGCAGAUUCUGGGCUAGUGUGACAGAAUGUUAGCUGCGGUUUCCCAUUCUCUUAACAGCGCAGGGCUGCCUGGAGUCCUGGCGAUCCCACUUCCGGGGAUGCCCAAAGCCCUCCCUUGGAUGUCCCCCUCCUGCCCGAGAUGGCCUCUCUUCUGGCCUCUUCCUCCUGACUCCCUGUCCUGCAGGGGAGGGACCUGCACGGGAGAGUUGCCUUCAAAGACUGCCCUUGCUGGGUGGCAAGCAAUCAUGAAUUAAAUUCCCCCGGCUGAAGAUUUAGGGGCCACAGGGAGAAGACUUGGGAGCCAGGGGGAGGUGAGGCCCAGACUUGAAACCUUGUCUCCUGCAGCUUUAUCCUCUCUUCUCCUUACCUUUCCUUCCAGAAUUCCCUGAGUUUUCCCUUCAACGCAUAGAAGAAUUUAGCUGUGUGCCAAGGCUCAGACUUGCAGAAAUAAGAUGCUUAAGGAACAGAGGCUUCUGUUUUAAGGCAGUUCUGCUUAUAAAUUUAUUAUAAAUAUACAUAUAAUACCUAUGAUAUAAGUACCAUGGGAUGCACAUUACAUGCAUGAUUAUAUGUAUGAUGUAACACAUAUAAAAAUAUAAAUGUAUUUAUAAGUGAUCAUCCUCUUUUUUCUUCUUACUGCAUUGGGAAACACUUAACGGUAGUUCAGAGAUAAAAGGAGCGGGUGAGUUUAGAGAGAAAGAGACUGUUGAGCCUGGAUCUCCCUCAGACUCCUGCACUGACGCACGGACGUGUGAGAAGCUGGGUGGAAUUUACUGCAUUUAUUUCUCAGGUGUAGGGUGUUCAGAAGCUGUAAAUAGGAAUUAUGUAAAUCGUGCAGCUUUAGGAAAAUCAGGACAGCAUGGCUUUUCGAAUCUUUUAUGAAGGCUUUCCUGAGAUUACCAUUAAGUCAUAAGCAACAUGAGAGAGAGCGAGCGAGACAGAUCGGCACAAGUUUAUUGGCCCGCGCUGGGUUUCCCAAUUCACCGCUGCGAAGCAAAAGUCAGAUUUGAUCUCGACGCGUGUUGACUCUAAAAGAACGACCCAGAAAAUGUCAACACGUCUACACGGUACUCACGCAAAGGAACAGCGAUUGUUGGUUUGGAACAGGCUUUCCGCCUGGAGAGCUCCGACACAGCGCAUCGUGGGGCGCGGGAGGAGGGCCGGGCCGCGGCUCCCAGCAGUCAGUGACCGUCUCCCGCAGGCCCCGCACUCCCCCAACGGCGCGCGGGGCCUCGGGGGACCGGCCCUGCGCGCCGCAGCUCCCGAGCGCCCCUGGCCGGCCGCCCACCUCCGCCCCGGCCGCCUCUCCGCCCUCUCCCGCCGCAGCCCACGCCCCGUCGCGGGGGGCAGGGCAAGAGGCGGGCGGCCGGCCCGCCCCGAGACCCUUUAAAGCGACGCGGACGCGGGCCGGGCGCCGCGAGCCCGGCGGCGGACAGUAGCGGCGCGCCGAGCCCAGCGCGCAGGGCUGCCCUUCGCGGGCCGGCGGGGCGGGCGCUCCCGGCUCCCCGACGCCUCCCGCGCCCGGCGGCCGCGCGCCCCCGCUCUGCCCUGCUGGUCCCGGGCGUCCCCGCCAUGCGCCCUGGCUAGUGCGCCCGGGGCGCAGCGCCGACCCGGGCCGCGCCCGCCGUCCGCUCCCGCCGCCGGCAUGCUGCGCCCGCUGCUGCUCGCCGCGCUCUGCGUGGCCGGCCGGCUCGGGGCCGCCCGCGGCUGCCAGCUGCCCUCGGAGUGGAGACCCCUGAGCGAGGGCUGCCGCGCCGAGCUGGCCGAGAUCAUCGUGUACGCCAAGGUGCUGGCGCUGCACCAGGAGGUGCACGGCCUGUACAACUACCUGCCGUGGCAGUACGAGCCCAGCGACGCGGGGCUCUUCUACUCCGCCGAGAUCGAGAUGCUGUGCGACCAGGCGUGGGGCAGCAUGCUGGAGGUGCCCGCGGGCUCCAGGCUCAACCUCACCGGCCUGGGCUACUUCUCGUGUCACUCGCACACCGUGGUCCAGGACUACUCCUAUUUCUUCUUCCUCAGGAUGGAUGAAAAUUAUAACCUCUUGCCUCAUGGAGUCAAUUUCCAAGAUGCUAUCUUUCCAGACACUCAAGAGAACAGAAGGAUGUUUUCCAGCCUUUUCCAGUUUUCGAAUUGUUCUCAAGGGCAGCACCUGGCAACUUUUUCCAGCGACUGGGAGAUCCAGGAAGACAAUAGGCUCAUGUGUUCAUCAGUGCAGAAGGCCCUGUUUGAGGAGGAGGACCAUGUCAAGAAACUGCAGCAGAAAGUGGCCACCCUUGAGAAGCGGAACAAGCAGCUUCGGGAUCGGGUGAAGAAGGUCAAGAGGUCGCUGAGGCAGGCCCGGAAGAAUGGGCGCCACCUGGAGCUAGUGAACCAGAAGCUCAGUGAGAAGUUAGCGGCUGCAGCAGGUGCCGUCCCACACAUUAAUGCCCUGGGGCAGGAGCCACCCGCUGCCACCUACCUGCGGGGGUAGCAGAGACUGAGCAGCGGCCUUGGCUGGCCCUGCUGGAGCAUGCUGCCUCUUACCAGGGAAUGUGAAGGGAUAGCAGGUUUGUCUGUGCACUCUUGUAGAUGAAUUCUAAAUAUGAAUUUGGUCGAGCGUCGUUGCUUAAAGGGGCAAGUCUUGCUUAUUUCCUUGGCUGCUGGGCUCCCUUCCGUCCGUCUUGCUCCCAGGCCUGGUGCUUGCCAGUCCAGAGCCAGGAAGAUCCUGGAGUGUCACGUGCUUGCCUAGGGCCUGUCCACCCUGGAAAGUGUACUUACUGUGGAAAGAACAUUUUAGAAUCUCUAGCUGCACAAGAACCCAGGGGUUCAGCCUUAUUUCAGAGGAGAAGCAGUAUGAUCUCAGCUCAGAGCUCCAGGACCACCAUUAGUUCUGAGGAGGGAUCUAUAGCAAGUCAUGGAACCUUCUGAUGUCUUAUUUGCUACAUUUUUGGAAGGAGGAUGGCAGUCUUGCAAAGCACCCAAGGCUAUCUGUAAAUAAACCUGUGCAUGGUGUCCCUACCCCUGCCAGCAUUUCCUCACAGCUGAGGCAUUGUAAGACUUCAUAUGAGGUCUUAACAGGUAGCGUACUGAGUUGCAGCAGGGGGUGGGGGUGGGGAGCAGGUGAUCAAGUAAUAUGAAUUAUACCUGAUUUCUAACACCAGUUACCCAGAGCUAAAGAGAACACCUAUGGGUCAAUCUAAAGGGGAAUUGCCUAUAUGGACUGGCCAUGUUUUAGCAAACCAUGUUCCUGAGCUGGAAGAGUUGACCACUAACAUGGCUUGCUCAUUAACUCCAUCUAGCUGCUCUGAUUUUGAGGUGAGUUGACCCAGUACACUAUUAACUUCCAUUCUGCAAAGACACCUCCUUACCUAAUGGAGUCAAGUUUCCCAUCCAGGCAGUUCUACAGAGUCUUGCCGCAAGCAUUUUCAUGGCAAACAUUUUUGCCACGUAACACAUUAGCUGUAAGGUAACGUUGCUGUCAGAGAUGAAAUAACUAGUUGAUAGUUAGGUUUAAUUUCUCCACUGACAGAGUUCCCAUUUUUAUAUUGCAUGAAUCUCAGGCCUCCUAAUGGGCUAUACAGUGACCAGUACACAUGGUGGCCUUAAAAUGGUGCAUGAUAACUACAUAUAUGGACUUGAUAGAAAAUACAGCAACAAAACUAAGUAGAAGUGUGAAAUAAGACUGUAAGGUCAGAUUGCAUACCAUACUAUCAUGCAAAAUGGUAAUUCAUGAGUUGAAAUAACUUGGCUAGAAAAGCAUUACAACAUCUAGCUAGAAGGCUUUCAUCGUACGAUACAAAGCUUAGUUACAAAUGUGCAUCCUAGUAUUUGGAAAACUAACACCUCUCUUAAUGUAACAUGAAAAAAUUAUUUCUUAUGUCCUUUUUAAGGCUCUUUUAUUUUUUGUUAUUUUAUCUUUUAUGGCCACAUUGCCUUCUGGUCAAUGUGUUAUGCAGUGAAAAUGCUUGUGGCAGAGAUGCCUACAGUGAAAAUACCGGACAUGGUUCCAGUAAUAUCAGACAUGGUUCCAGGCAUUCCAAGCACUUUCCACCUCCCUGGACUGUCCAAUCCUGGGAGGAAUGUUUUCACAUGAGUCCACAUGUCAGUGCGUCCAGUUUUGUACAUAGUCAGAACUCUUCACCCUCUUUGGAAAGACAGCUUCAAAGACAGUGCAAGUAAAAAGAGUAUCCACUAGGUCUAACAUCUGAGCCCUUACUUUAGUAGCAUUUGAUCUAGUCCCAGUUGUGUUACUCAGAAGGUAGCUGAGUGGCCGUCUUGUGAUUGUCUUCUGAUGGACCUCCAAAUCUACAAGUCUCCUUUCUGUGCUGUUCCAGAUGGAACCUGCAGGUUCCUCAUCAGGAAAUCUCCCUCUAGACCACCCCAGACACUUCAGUGCUUGAUGAUGUUGUCCUUUCCAUUAGAAAUGCAAUUAUACUGUCAUAUCUCCCUUCCACUGCUUGUAGGAAAACCAAGUUCUUGCUCUGACAGCUGGUUGGGAGGAUGGACUUGCGUCACUUGAGGGGCAAGCUGAUGCUCAAGGGGAGAAGUCUACAUCCUGGACUGGAUGGAAUGGCAGCUUUUGCUUCAUUUCCAAGCUUCUGCUGCUCCUUUAUAGCUGUAUUCUUCAUAGCAUGAUACAAUGGUUAAUUCUUCCUGGGGCCAUUUCAUUAAAGCACUUUUGCUUCCACCCAAGGGAAUGACAAGCCUAAGGGUGAUUUACAGCUAGUGUUUUGAGAACUGUGGAACUGGAUCCCUACAGAUGCAUUAUGUUCUACCUUUUUAAUAAAUAUGAGCAGUAUUUCAGCCACAA